UGACAAUUGGUGUCAAAGAGAUCCCUGGAAGUGAUGUGCCGUUUGGCCGACUAUUUCGUUGUCAUCGGCUUUGAUGACCAGAAGCAGAGUCCAAGUAAUGGCAAAAUACUUCAGAGGUUUCCCCACAAGGAUUGGGAGGACUCGCCGUUCAUCGACUCCAUCGAAAUGUUCUGUCAACCGCUUCGAUGGCGUCUAUCAUCACAACGACAACAGCCGUCGUUCUUCAUGUUUGUCUUGACGGACAUCGACGCCAACCGACACUAUUGUGCGAGUCUUUCGUUCACUGAACCCAUUGCUGUCCACCCGACCAAACAAGACGACGAUGACAUCGACGACGAGUCCAUCACAUCGAUGGACGGCUCAACGACCGCCUUAUGCACUACCGGUGCUCAACACCACUCCAUCAUGUAUUCCACCAAAUGUCUGGUUCUGGUCUCGCAGCACAACUAUAGGGAAGCCUUAAAAAACUGCCUCACAAUCAUAUACACGGUUUAUAUCGAGAAUAUGGACGUGUCGUUGGAAGUGAUAGUAAGCAAUAUCCUCGCGUGCGUUGAUAUCCCACCGCCUGGCGGACCACAGAUACGAUUCUCAAUCGGUGCUAACGAUCGCCAGUUCCUUCAGCCGCCUCUAAGCCCUACCAUUCCUGUGACGGAAACGACAGUUUACAACCUGUUCGAGCAGUUGGGCAUCCAUUCAGUGGUGAAUCUGGUCUGUGCGGCCACUACUGAACACAAGAUUCUCUUCCAUUCGCGCUCUUUCUCUCGCCUAUCGGAUGCCUGUCUGGCGCUAACAGCUCUCAUGUAUCCCUUCGUCUACUGUCACAUCUACAUCCCUAUCCUCCCAUCCCCUCUCUUGGAAGUGCUGUCAACUCCCACACCAUUUCUGAUGGGCAUUCACUCAUCACUCAAGAAUGAA
This is a messenger RNA of Oppiella nova, 915 nucleotides long. Lineage: Eukaryota; Metazoa; Arthropoda; Arachnida; Sarcoptiformes; Oppiidae. The record is from the annotation of a GenBank genome assembly.